Molecule: messenger RNA, 5411 nt
Organism: Triplophysa rosa
Lineage: Eukaryota; Metazoa; Chordata; Actinopteri; Cypriniformes; Nemacheilidae
Gene: aspa
Product: aspartoacylase
Exons: 5
Coding region: 628-4125 (1165 amino acids)
Biological process (GO): transcription by RNA polymerase I
Molecular function (GO): hydrolase activity, acting on carbon-nitrogen (but not peptide) bonds, in linear amides; hydrolase activity, acting on ester bonds
Source: RefSeq, a predicted model, not a curated record
UUCCUGGUACUGAGCGUUGCACUUUUCCUUAUUCAUUAGUUAUACCACUGCAUCGUCUUGUUAAUCUAGUCUUUGGUUCUGGUUCCCUCAACUGGUGGUGAUUAUGCGGUUUCGUGGUUCAAAUAAAUCAAGUCUUUGAGCAUCCCUUUCGUUGACUUCACGAAUUAUUUGUUAAUUUUAUAUCAGUGAACGAUUUUAACAUCUUUGUUUCGCUUCCAUUACGGUUUUAAGCUUUCAUGUAAGCUCAGUGGUUAGCGCAUGGCGCUAGCAACGUCAAGAUCAUGGGUUCGAUCCCAAGGGAUUGCACAAAGUCAGAAACAAUGUGUAGUAUAAUGCAAUGCAAAUCGCUUUGAAUAAAAGCGUCUGCCAAAUGCAUAAAUGUAAAUGUUAUGCACGAAUCUAUGAUCACGUGGCGAGUCUACGCAUUUCCUGGGCGGAGUUGUAUGGCGGUCGUCUGGUGGAAACGAUAGCACACGUGGAUAACUUUGUUUUACGAGCUGUUAGUUUAAUUUACAAACUAUUAUCUUCGUGCUUGGCCGUAGUCAGUUUUGCAGAAAUAGCACGAAUGACCUCAGCUUCGCUCCAUUGGACUGUUCGACAACUUGACUUUGCACGAGUUUUAAAAACAUGGCUCUCAAUGUUGUGAGCGCGGCUUCUCAGACCUUGUGCACUCCUGAGAAGAGGAGAAGGCAUGCUUCAGGGGAUGAGCUGUCGUCAGACAGAGACUCCGGUGAAAGCCUGUUUAUAACACAGUCUGCUGCUUCAGAGACCAAAAAGGUGAUUAGGCGAAAACCAGCUGCUCCAUCGCAGUCCGUCUCUGACGAAAAAUCUAAGAAUGGGAUGGAGAACUGCAGCCCAGAGGUCUUCUUGAAAAGGUGGCAAUGUUUAGGUGACUUUAUGAUCACACCAAAGAAACGCUACACGAAACCGAAAAGAAAUGGUCCGAGGAAACGUUUUCGCCCCAUAAAAGCCGCUUUUCCAUUUUUGUUGAAGUCACAAAAACAACAGCACCUGUCCUUACAGAAGCAUCAGGUUCUAGAGAACUCAGAAAUGGGAGGGUUCUUCAAAUGCAUCAAGAAAAUGCAUAAGUCUAAAGGAAGUCCAAACAUGUUGGAGUUUGUGCCAUCUGAUGACUUGGACGAGGAAACCAGCGAUCGUGAAGUCACAGUGGUGAAUAAAGCUGGCUUUGUCCUUAAUAAAAUCAAGCAAAAAUGGCUCACGCAAUCUAUUCUGGAGAGAAGGGUCCAAGAUGCGGAGGACGAGAAUCUACAAAACCAAAGCGAAACAUUGGAGGUCUUGUGUUCAGAUUCUGAGCUUUCGGAUAAUGACGGUUCUGAACAAGCGUACAUCAUCCGUUUGGGUGAUGAAGAAUCAGAUGGCGGUCAUGUGUGGUUAGUUGAGGACACGCAGAGACUGACUCAAGCGGUGCACGAAGCUCCUAGGAUGAACACAGAACGCAAUUCCUCAUCUCUGACACAAGGGGGCGAUGCAGCCAUGCAGAAUCACGCACAACAUAGUGGAACUGAAACUUUAUUGCCUGAUGAAGAUAAGAGCGAGGCUGGAAAAAAUCACAGAAUCGCACACAAAACAGCUGGACUGGACUUGGAAGAAUCAUUAUUGUUCAUGCAGAACAGCGAUCAAGACAGUGACAUAACUGAAAUAGAUGGGUUAACUGGUGAAUAUGUUUCUAAAUCUGGACCAGGAACUCCUAGACAGAAAGGUAAGAGUCGAGCGCAUUCAAAGGCAGCCGAUGAAACGACCCAACAUUCAUCUCAGACGAUCUCUGUGUCUUCUAAAGCUCCUUCGCUGGUCACAGGUGAACAGGAGGAAAAUGCUGACGACAAUCAAUGUUCUGAUUCUCAAGACGCUAGCCAGAGUUUGUUGGACUCGCAUGCUGAACCUACGUCAGAAAGAAAGAAAAUCAAGUCUCAGAAGAAAAGGAAAAAGAUGUCUGGCAAAGAUGUUGAAGUUGCAGAUGAAGACACAGUGAUUGACCCAGCAUCAGGACCGGUUGAGCUUGCGAGGAAUGCUUUCCCUGCUGUUGAAACGGGUGAUAGUCCUUUGUUUAAACCUGUUGAACUGGGCUUUCUUACAAGGAAAAAGAAGAGGAAAAAAACUGAUACGAUACAGCGUGAAACAAAUGUGGAUGCCAGCAGUAAUGACGUCACCGGACUCAUAACCAAACACAAGGACGACGAAAGGAAAUCACGUGAGGACAACAGAACCAACGAAGAACAGUCAUGUGACACAAGCAGGUUGUCUGUGGGUUCAGAUAGCACAGAUAUCUCGCAGGUUAAGAAGAAAAAAGCGAAAAAGCAGAAAUUAGAAGAGCGGGAUGAUGCAGAGCCUAGUGUAGACACUCAAAAUGCCCAAGACAGUGGUUCAGUGUCCCGCAAAGCGAAAAAGAAGAGAAAAUAUGAUAACGCAACAUUUAACCUAUCAAAUGGAAGUAUGGAGGAUUCUUCUAAACCUGGUAGCCGUCUGAGUUAUUCGUCUCGCGGUGAAAAAACAUCAGAGCCCUUGGAGACGACACGUAAUGUGGUGGCUUCAGACAGCACAACGGUUAAAAAGAAAAAGAAGCAAAAGAUGAAAGCACAAGAUAAAGAGUCUGUUGAGACGGCUCAGCACAACGAAUCGCAAACUGCCGUGUUGUCUUCCAAAAAAACAAAGAAGAACAAAAAGACAGAGAGGACGACAUGUGACGAAGAAACAACAAAUGUGGCGGAAAAUCUUGAGAUGAGAUUGAAGCCCAUGAAACCUGAGGAUACACAGACGACGGAGGAAACAGAAGGAUGCUCGUCACCCGGUGUAACACUUUUAAAAUCAGGGAAGAAAAAGAAGAAAAGCAAUGGAAGUGAGCGGCCGGAUGAGCAUCCUGUGUCUCAAGAAGAAAACGGGUUGAGUACACAAGAGUUUGAAGAAAGAGCAAGCGAUGUACGCCAGCAUUUGAAAAGUAAUACAGGUGAUGCAUUAAAUGAUGCUAAACGCAAAAAGAAGAGGAUUGUGUCGCAAUCUGAGGAAACGCCUGAGAGGAGGAAGAAAAAGAAUAAAGGACAUUCAAAUGGUCUCAUUGAAGACAGCAGUGAAUUACAUACUAAUCAUGAGGUCUCUGGAAACUUACUGAGUCUGAUGGCUACACCAUCUGAAAUGAGGCCAAAGAAAAGAAAGAAGAAGAAAAAUGAGGAAGUAAAGGAAGCAGAUCAAAGCACAAGUCCUUUAUUGCUUGCAAAAGGGCAGACUGACUCAGUCAUAGAAGAGAACAAUGCUGAAAAACAAGUCAGGUUUCAUUCUGGAGAGAAAAUAAAAAAGAGGAAGAAGGAUAUUGAACUAACUGACAAUGAUUGUGUCAUGGAGAUGAUCUCUAGUUCUCAGGUAAAUCAAAGUGACACGCCCAAAAGGCCUAAAAAGGAAAAAAAUUCUCAAGACGCUAGCCAGAGUUUGUUGGACUUGCAUGCUGAACCUACGUCAGAAAUAAAGAAAAUCAAGUCUCAGAAGAAAAGUAGAAAGAUGUCUGGCAAAGAUGUUGCAGAUGAAGACACCGUGAUUGACCCAGCAUCAGGACCGGUUGAGGUUGCGAGGAAUGCUUUCCCUACUGUUGAAACGGGUGAUAGUCCUUUGUUUAAACCUUUUGAACUGGGCUUUCUUACAAGGAAAAAGAACAAUGCUGAAAAACAGGUCACGGGUAAUUCUGGAGUGAAAAUAAAAAAGAGGAAGAAGGAUAUUGAAUUUACUGACAAUGAUAUGGAGAUGAUCUCUAGUUCUCAGGUAAUUCAAAGUGACACGCCCAAAAGGCCUAAAAAGGAACGGCAAAAAAACAGAUGUGAUGACGAAGAAACUUGUGCCAAAACUGUUUUGCAGGCAAACAAAAUAAAGGAUAGAAAGAAGAAAUGUAAGCAAACGGGUGAUGCUGAGAACGUUUCAGCGAUGGAAGACCAUUCAGAGUCUCGGACCGAUGAUGUGUCGCUGAGCAAAAAGAAGAAAAGAAAAAGCAAGGUAGAAAAUGUGUCCAUUCAGGAUAUCCAAAACUCUUCGAUCUGCAGUGAGGCUGAAGGAAUUGAGACUUUUGAUGAGGUACCUAAAAUAAAGAAAAAGAAGAGGAAAAUUAUAGUGAAUGGUCAAGUUUAGCAAGCAGAAGGUUUGAGCAAGAGGUAUCACGUUUGUUCUUCUAAAGAACACAAAAGAAGAUAUUUUGAAGAACGUUGGUAACCAAACACAUAGAACGCUUUGACUUCAAUGAUAUAAACACAAAACCACUAAAACACUUCUCAUAAUAUCUUCUUUUGUGUUCCACAGCAGAAAGAGUCAGAUACAGGUUUUAAAUGACAUGAGGAUGAAUGAAUGACAGAAUUUUAGUUUUGGGGUAAACUGUCCCUUUAUUGAAACGAGCAGUUUUGAGGUAAUCUCAGUCUCUGAGACGUGAUAAAUGAAGAUAAAAAAAAGAUAAAUGUAAAAUAUGUUGAAUGUACAGUUUGUAAAAACUUUGGCUGUUUUUUUGUGGUAUGUAUUUUUGUGAAUCUGUUUCAUCUAGUUUUGUGUCUUGCACAGAGUCAUACUCAUUUCUGAAAUAACACACCUUAGGUCCUUUAUUUUUCUAAGCAACAGGACUCCGUUUUAAUAAUUUACUGUGUUGACUCUGUGUAAACAAAAGCAUUGCCAUCCAGCAAGUUGUUCAUUGAAGAAUUUAUUUGUUCAUUUCUAGUUUUGUGAAAGAUUUAUGCAAGCUCUGCUGCAUAGAAAUAAAAAUGCAAUGACAUCUCCCCAUGUGUCGUCAUUGGUAAGUCGUCCGACGUCCCUUUAAAUAAUUUUGUACCUAUAUUUACAAAAACAUCACCAUGUUGUGUUUAUUUGCGACGUGCAAUAUGCGUUUCAUUUUUUCACAUUUUUAAAAUACGGAAAAAUGUCAAAUGACAGAAAUAAACUGCAAAAGUUACAAAUCGUGUGUAAAAUAAGAUAAAAACGUAUUUUUACUUGACAAGUUUUUUUUGUUUUACGGUAUUUUUCUGGUGCCCCAGCUGCGUUAGUUUUGUGCGGGAUUUACAGUAUAAGUGGUGCACUUUUACUUUUGUCCAUGUGUAAUCCGAAAUAUAAGCGUUAAUAUCUUUUAUCAUUUAUUUUCGUUGUUUUAUUUAAUUUUUUUAUUCUGUUAUAAGCACAUUUCCAACGAUGUUCACUUGCGUCAUCUGGUCGUGUUUGCUGGUUUUUUUUCUUCUCCGUCUAUAAUCUCUUGGUCAUAAUAAUGACAGCACACAAACGUAAUCGCUCUCGUUAAGACACAGCACGCUUGUGAAACCCGACCCGUGCACGCUUAAUAAGGAUGACAAACGGGCUCAGGCAUAGCCUUUAAAUAACCAUUAUAUAACAGCAUUCACAACAAGAGGAAACGGCGAUAGUGUGGAAACUUUGCGCUUCGC